CAGAAAAGCUGCGUUCUCGUGGCAGCCCCAGUGGCCUAAUGGAUAAGGCAUUGGCCUCCUAAGCCAGGGAUUGUGGGUUCGAGUCCCAUCUGGGGUGGUUUGUUUUUUCUCUCCUUCACCUCUGGCUGUAGCAUUGCUCUCCGUUUUCUGACGCCUGGUCGCAGCGGAGCGCCUCGACGCAGAACAGGUGGUGGGUGGGAGCUAUUCUCAUAACGACCUGAAUGCGGCUUUCGCAACCCUGCUGUAAUCCUGGUGACGCAGCGGGUUGGCGCCGGCUGCUAUGGUUCCGGCGCCCCUCAACCCCGUGAGCGCGCGUCGCUCCGCCCAACGGCCGACGGGGGCUCUCGACCUUCGGCAUCUGACCUCUACUGAUGGGCGGAAAACUGCGCGAGCCGCCCGCUCUCUGAUUGGUCGAUGCGGCGCGUCGCCGGCGCCUGAUUGGCGAAGGGAGAGGAGCGGGAAGAUGGCGGCGCUGGGCUCUCCGCUGCGGACGUUGCGCGGGCUGCUCCGUGAACUACGGCAUGUCAGCGGGCGCGCCUAUCGCGACACGGCCGCCUACCGACACGUCCUCGCCGCCUUCCGCGCUCACCGGGUGACCAGUGAGAAGCUGUGCCGGGCCCAGCAGGAGCUGCACUUCCAGGCCGCCACCUACCUGUGCUUGCUGCGCAGCGUGCGGCAGCACCAGGCCCUGCAUCGCGAGUACCACGGCCGCGGGGAGCGAUCCCCCGAGGAGGUGGCGGGGCUGGUGGGCUUCAGGCUGCCCCAGCAGCCGGGGGGGAAGGGCUGAGGCCGCCCCGUGCUGCCCGCUGCUCGGCGCCGAAUAAACGCCCUCGGCUCUGAA
Lagopus muta (rock ptarmigan) is the source of this 841-nucleotide messenger RNA. RefSeq names its product formation of mitochondrial complex V assembly factor 1 homolog (gene FMC1). NCBI's taxonomy places the organism in Eukaryota, Metazoa, Chordata, Aves, Galliformes, Phasianidae. The coding region runs from base 281 to 787 and encodes 168 amino acids. Gene Ontology annotation, cellular component: mitochondrion. The record is from RefSeq and is a predicted model, not a curated record. The transcript is spliced from 3 exons.